Lachancea sp. 'fantastica' is the source of this 3462-nucleotide messenger RNA. The record is from the annotation of a GenBank genome assembly. Lineage: Eukaryota; Fungi; Ascomycota; Saccharomycetes; Saccharomycetales; Saccharomycetaceae.
AUGAUCAAACUAAGAGCUUUUACAAAGAAGCUAUCACAUAAUUUCGACGGUUCGUCUUCGAAUCAAAAACGAUCUGUAUCAGAUUACGACCGGAAACCCGCCGAUGUGAAAACAAGUCGCUCGCUUCUGCGCAGAAGAGCGAUUUCGUCAACCAAGAAUAUUGAAACUUCGCUUCCUCCACUACCAAAGCAGCAAUACACUGUUGACAGCAAAAAGCGGUCACAAGAAGGCUUGCAAAAUGGCACUACACAACGGCCUUUCUCUCAGGAAUCGCAUAUCAGCAGCGAUGGUAAAUACUACAUUUAUGACCCAGUGUCAUUCGAGCAAGGUCCCCAGGGCAAAAACAGCAAAACCAGCAAAACCGUUGACCCAGAUUUCCACAUUCUGAAGCUUUCUGACGGUAUCAACCCAACAUCGGCUCGCGAAGUCUUGUCUGCUUUGAUCAAGCAAUUCAAAAAGACCCUCAUUCAACAAAAUGCAGGCGAUAUCGAAAAGGAUAACAGUAGCAUUAGGGCCGCUAUGGAAAUUUUCAAACCCAACCUUUCGCACUAUGUGCCGCACGAAAUCAAAGAAACUGAAGCGAUCAUCGAAUCUUUGUUUCCCCGGCCCGGUUGCUCACUCACAGGCGACGCACUAGACUCAGCAAUUAAAACAAAACUAGCUUCCUCUAAAAGCAAGCUCAUAUUGUCUCUCCGCAUCAUAUGGUCGCGAUUGACGCGCGGAAUCGUGCCCUGGGAGUCUUAUUUGAAGUUUUGCACAGUUGAAUCCAAGCAAAACUUUUCCAAAAUGUGCUUCAAGAAUUUCAUGCCCCAAAUUCUUCCUGACGCCGACUACAAGCGCUGUGCUUUCGAAUUCAUCGAUCUGUUGUUCGCAAUCAUCUCAAAGGUUGAUCUUGUGGUGGACAAGGUCGCUCAAGUGGAUUUGAUUUUCACAGCUGCUCAGGUGUGCUUCGUGAGAACUCCCGAGCUUCUCAAUUAUAUUCGGAUCAAGUCUACCGAUACCGACGACUGUAUUGUCCUUGCAAAACUUUACCGAGCCCGAGGCGAAGCUCUGUAUCGAUUAUUCGUGUCGUACCUCAAUUCGCUAGCGGAAGAGGGAGAGAUCAAAGACUUUUAUCUCAUUGACAACUUCCGCAUAAAUGAAUAUCCUCCAAAACCCUACAAGCCUUUAACGCAGCGUGCAUUGACCCUGACAAUCCCACAGCUUUGGGAUCCUGAAACAAAUAAUUUCAACGAACUAAUACGAGUUUCAGCCAAAGCACAAACGCGGAUUUAUUCACCCCAUCACGCAUUUUCAAAACUAGAGAACUCAUUCUUGGAUAAUUACGAGGACAAUCCUUACAAAGUCGUUAACAACCUUUUCUCUAGGUCCUCAAAGCGCUACCUGGACAAGUUUGAUCCCUCUUUUGACGUCGAAUUCUUCAAAGGCCUGUCUAAAAGAAAUGGUGGCAACUCUACUUUGGGUCCUGCUGAUCAGCUUCCAGUGGCUACAUGGAUCAACUCAUGCAAGGAGCGCGGCUUUAAUGAUUUCCUUUCAGUACUUGACGAUAAUAAUCACGGCGAGGGAACUUUAGCUCUCGGUCUCACGUUUCCUAAAUCUACACACGAAGAAUCAGAGAGCUUACCACCGCUUAAAGUUUCUAAAGCAGAAAUUUCAGAAAGUUUCAUUUCGUCCUGGAAGUACGAAACUUUCCUAGGCAUGGUACACAAUACUUUAGUCAUCAAACUGACCAAAAGAGUUGGUGACUGUGAGUGGCUCAUAAUUGCAAUGGAUGAGAGGACGGAGAAAAGGGGCUAUACAUCGCCCAUGAAACCACGAGAGCAUGACAGCACACACGGAACACCUUCGGCCGGCUCGAAAGGUAAAAGAUACCACGCUGCAACUCUCAGUGAUGCUUCGAGCAAACCCCGGCCUCCACCUCCUAGCUUGCUUGGGGAACCUUCAUCCUCUCCCUUGAUCAAUUCGAACAGCGGCUGUUUUUCUGAUCAAUCGGGCUCUGCUUUCAGUUCAAGACCACCAUCUGAUAUAGGGAGCGCUUUCGCGAAGGCCCAUAUGAAAGCGAAUUCUGUUCACUCGAAGAAACCUAGCGAUUUUGUAAUAUCAGACUCCCCUUUACAACAGUCAUCGCCCAAAGUGCCACCUAAGGCAUCAGAAUUCAUGGCGAAAUCAGGUUCCAAUAACUCUUCGAAAGCUCAAGAUGAGUCAAGGCCCAACGAGAAGAAAAGUGAACAUUGUAGUAGCAACGACGCCAAGCCAACAAAGCAGAAUCCAAGUCCACUGAGCGAACAAGCUACGCCGGAAACGCAGCCUGCUGGUUCUACACCUCUGGAAAAACUAGCUGAUACAUUCCAGAAUGAUAAAGCAGAGAUUACAAAAGAACAACCGAGUUCUCUCCAAAGUACUAAGCAGCCCGAUGAAAUGAGCACCGAAGGACAGAAUGACCCAGAUUUAUCCAAAAAGACCGCUGAAUCUAACGAAGCCGAUAACACUGGUUCUGACCAAAACCCGAAGGUGCUUUCAUCUCCUUUUGCUGCUCCUGCAGGUUCCCAAAAUCUCAAAGACACAGUAACCACCCCAAUCAGUCGAUUCUCUCCAGAUCGCGCGCCGAAUUUGCCCAAAAGGGUGCAGAAUCCUUCGAUUGGAUCACCGGACAGCGUGACGAUGAUUCCACAUUCCGCUGACACAAGCGUCGACUUGACAGAAACCACGGAUGUAGACGAAGAUGGAAAUGUUGUGCAUAAGCAAUCGUCGUGUUAUGGUAACGUAUUAGAUUCUUCCUCAAACAAUGAUUUGAGUAAGCUGCGUCAACAGGAAGAUGGCACAGUAGAUCUUCUGAACGACUUUUUGGAGAAUUACAACACAUUAAGUGCGGAGCCACUCAAUUAUGAGGAUGGGCCCACGGUCUUCGAACAAGUCAAAGGGUUUUACGAAAAGGGCUUGAACGAAGCCGGUCGUGCUCAACCAGAAAUUGAACGACAGGAAAUAGUGCACCAAGAACAAGAAGCUGAUCAUAACGGUGAAGAUGGUGCUACUAGUCCAGUCAAUCAAUUUUCAAAAAUGGGAUCCAUCAACUCCAAAAAUGGAACCUGGUUUAGUUGCAAUGUGACUCCUCCAAAUAAGCUUGACAAAAACAGAAACUUCAAGAACUUGAAGCUCGGGAGCAGAACCGGGACUCAGUCGCACGCUAGCAAUAAGCUCGAAGCGAAUGGGAAGCACUUGGAUGUCAGUGUAGUAAACCACGGUGAUCAGGAUCAAAACUCUGAAGAAGACCACGAUAUGUUUUACAGCGGCGCAAGCGAUCUCAGCGAUAUUGCAGAUCAAGAUGGCGUAUGGCUAGAGGCCAACAGCAAACCAUCUUCACCUGUAGAUAUUGCCAGUCCGACUCACAUGAUGUUUAGAAAUGUUAUGCUAAGAACGAAACGGAGUUUGCGCAGCUUGAAGACAACUAAUCAGCAGCAAUGA